Molecule: messenger RNA, 2873 nt
Organism: Rhinolophus ferrumequinum (greater horseshoe bat)
Lineage: Eukaryota; Metazoa; Chordata; Mammalia; Chiroptera; Rhinolophidae
Gene: SMU1
Product: SMU1 DNA replication regulator and spliceosomal factor
Exons: 12
Coding region: 92-1633 (513 amino acids)
Biological process (GO): mRNA splicing, via spliceosome
Cellular component (GO): precatalytic spliceosome
Molecular function (GO): protein binding
Source: RefSeq, a predicted model, not a curated record
AGUGACGUAAGGCGGCCGCCGGAGCUGUCGUUCUGCGUUGCGCGACUAGGCCUGAGAGUGGAGUGGGCUCUGCGCCCGUGAAUAUAACGCUAUGUCGAUCGAAAUCGAGUCCUCGGAUGUGAUCCGUCUUAUCAUGCAGUACCUGAAGGAGAACAGUUUACAUCGGGCUUUAGCCACCUUACAGGAAGAGACUACUGUGUCCCUGAAUACCGUGGACAGCAUUGAGAGUUUUGUGGCUGACAUUAAUAGUGGCCACUGGGAUACUGUUUUACAGGCUAUACAGUCUCUGAAACUGCCAGACAAAACCCUCAUUGACCUCUAUGAACAGGUGGUUCUAGAAUUGAUAGAGCUCCGUGAAUUGGGGGCUGCCAGGUCACUUCUGAGACAGACUGACCCUAUGAUCAUGUUAAAACAAACGCAGCCAGAACGGUAUAUUCAUCUGGAGAACCUCUUGGCCAGGUCUUAUUUUGAUCCUCGUGAGGCAUACCCAGAUGGAAGUAGCAAAGAGAAGAGAAGAGCAGCAAUUGCCCAGGCCUUAGCUGGUGAAGUCAGUGUGGUACCUCCAUCUCGUCUCAUGGCAUUGCUGGGACAGGCACUGAAGUGGCAGCAGCACCAGGGGUUGCUUCCUCCUGGCAUGACCAUAGAUUUGUUCCGAGGCAAAGCAGCUGUCAAAGAUGUAGAAGAAGAAAAGUUUCCUACACAGCUGAGCAGGCAUAUUAAGUUUGGUCAGAAAUCACAUGUGGAGUGUGCUCGAUUUUCUCCAGAUGGUCAGUAUCUGGUCACUGGGUCUGUUGAUGGAUUCAUUGAAGUAUGGAACUUUACAACUGGAAAAAUCAGGAAGGAUCUGAAGUACCAGGCCCAGGAUAACUUCAUGAUGAUGGAUGAUGCUGUUCUCUGCAUGUGUUUCAGCAGAGAUACAGAAAUGUUAGCAACUGGGGCCCAAGAUGGAAAAAUCAAGGUCUGGAAGAUUCAAAGUGGACAGUGUUUAAGGAGAUUUGAAAGGGCACACAGUAAAGGUGUUACCUGUCUAAGCUUUUCUAAGGAUAGCAGUCAGAUCCUUAGUGCCUCUUUUGACCAGACAAUUAGAAUUCAUGGUUUAAAAUCUGGGAAAACUCUGAAGGAAUUUCGUGGCCAUUCUUCCUUUGUUAACGAAGCAACAUUUACACAAGAUGGACAUUAUAUUAUUAGUGCAUCCUCUGAUGGCACUGUAAAGAUCUGGAAUAUGAAGACCACCGAAUGCUCAAAUACCUUUAAGUCCCUGGGCAGCACUGCAGGGACCGACAUCACUGUCAACAGUGUGAUCCUGCUUCCUAAAAACCCAGAGCACUUUGUGGUGUGCAACAGAUCAAACACAGUGGUCAUCAUGAACAUGCAGGGGCAGAUUGUCAGAAGCUUCAGCUCUGGUAAGAGAGAAGGUGGUGACUUUGUUUGCUGCGCCCUUUCCCCCCGUGGCGAAUGGAUCUACUGUGUAGGGGAGGACUUUGUGCUCUACUGUUUUAGCACCGUCACUGGCAAACUGGAGAGAACAUUGACAGUUCAUGAGAAGGAUGUGAUUGGUAUCGCACACCAUCCUCAUCAGAACCUGAUUGCUACUUACAGUGAAGAUGGACUCCUAAAGCUCUGGAAACCCUAAUUUGACCUUUUUCUUUUUAAACUAGCUUGAGAGCAUGUACUUAAAUGAAGACAUAUUCAUGUGGUUUUUUUUUUUUUUUGGCCAGCUUUUCUGAGUAAAUUAGACACAGAAAUAAGCUUGUGAAAAUUCAUGUUUAAGUAGUACCUUUUUAUAUGUUUUUAAGGUAUUCGUUUGUUUCUAAUUGGAACAGUCAAUGUUUUCAGUAAUUUUUUACUUGGAGAGUGCAACACUGAUAUUUCUAGGAAAAAUUAAUCUUUUGAUUAUUUGAAAAGCUGAUUAAAAUGUGCCUCCUUAUAGUAAAAUUUGUAAAUGAACUAUCCCCAUAUUCAGUAGCUAUUUGUUGUUCCAUCUUUUUUUUUUUUUUUUUUUUUUUUAGAUAAUAAACUUUACAACUUUCUGGAGGCUGUUUUUAAAUGGAAGUAAGUGCUUAUCUAGUUAACAUAUUUAUUUAGAAUCUAAGGUGGGUGGGACUCCACAUUAUCCCUGAAUCUUAAUUAUAGCAGGAAGUCAGUUCCUGAAUAGAGACCGAAAAGGUUGCAUGUUGCAUAGGAGCUCAUUUCACUGCUCCCAUCUGUCUACUCCUCCUUCCUAGUUGUGCCUUCUCUCAUGUUCUGGCCAACUCCAGAGAAUGUCAUGUUCAUCUUCUGGAUAGAACUAGUUGCAGGAUCCAUGAGAAUUCAGUUUUGACAUCUCCCUUUUGUAUGUGAAGAGGGGUUUGGCAUUGAAAAUGUGCUAUUGUCCAAAGAAAAAUUAGCAGAGGACCUGAGACUUGAAGUCUUUUUUGCUAUGUGCAUCAUUACCCCUUAGCUAAAGGAAAAAACUUAAGCCAAUAACACUUGAAAAUAUUUUGCACGUGUCUCUUAUGUUUCAACUAAAGGAUGUUGAACGAUGGAGUGCCUAUGUAGAUAUGUGAAGGUGCUGUGCUAGGAACUAUUUCAAGAAAGUGGGACCUUUGUUUGUGUAGUUAUUUUAUCCCUUUAAUUUUAGCAUUGUAGGCACAGAGCCAGGAGUGGUUUCCAGGCUCUCGCUCUCACAUGGAAAGGUGCUCACUUGGGUAGUAAAUGGCUAUCAGCUGUGGCUAGUUGGCCGUCAGCUAGUGAGCCAUUGGCCACUAAUAUAACUUGUGGUUAUGCGGGGCUCGCAACAAAUGGGGGGCUAGCAAGAGGAUGGUGGCUGGCAAGUGUGGAUUGCAGUUAGCAAGGGGUUGGUUGUUGGUUGGCAGAGAAGUGGCUGGCAGAUU